GACUUCCGGGCGAGGCGGAGCGGGGCUUCCGGUUGGGGUGGUAGGGUGGUGGACCUGUUGGUCCCGUUUUCCCGUCGCACGUGGCGGCCACUGUUGGCUUCUGAAUGCUUUACAAGGCGGAGAUCCACGCCGAGGCCGUUGGAUCGGCCGUGGGUACAUCCGUCUGAGCCGUUCCUGUCCCAGCGCAGAGCGGCGGCCUCCGGCGGCGCCCUGCAGCCAUGGACUACCGGCGUUUUCUUAUGAGCCGGGUGGUCCCCGGGCAGUUCGACGACGCGGACUCCUCUGACAGUGAAAACAGAAACUUGAAGACAGUCAGAGAGAAGGAUGACAUUCUGUUUGAAAACCUUCAAGACAAUGUGAAUGAGAAUGGUGAAGGUGAAAUAGAAGAUGAGGAGGAGGACGGUUAUGAUGAUGAUGACGAUUGGGACUGGGAUGAAGGAGUUGGAAAAGUCACUAAGGGUUAUGUCUGGAAUGGAGGAAGCAACCCACAGGCAAAUCGACAGACCUCCGACAGCAGUUCAGCCAAAAUGUCUACUCCAGCAGACAAGGUCUUACGGAAAUUUGAGAAUAAAAUUAAUUUAGAUAAGCUAAAUGUUACUGAUUCUGUCAUAAAUAAAGUCACCGAAAAGUCUAGACAAAAGGAAGCAGAUAUGUAUCGCAUCAAAGAUAAGGCAGACAGAGCAACUGUAGAACAGGUGUUGGAUCCCAGAACAAGAAUGAUUUUAUUCAAGAUGUUGACUAGAGGAAUCAUAACAGAGAUAAAUGGCUGCAUUAGCACAGGAAAAGAAGCUAAUGUAUACCAUGCUAGCACAGCAGAUGGAGAGAGCAGAGCAAUCAAAAUUUAUAAAACUUCUAUUUUGGUGUUCAAAGAUCGGGAUAAAUAUGUAAGUGGGGAAUUCAGAUUUCGUCAUGGCUAUUGUAAAGGAAACCCUAGGAAAAUGGUGAAAACUUGGGCAGAAAAAGAAAUGAGGAACUUAAUCAGGCUAAACACAGCAGAGAUACCGUGUCCAGAACCAAUAAUGCUAAGAAGUCAUGUUCUUGUCAUGAGUUUCAUCGGUAAAGAUGACGUGCCUGCACCACUCUUGAAAAAUGUCCAGUUAUCAGAAUCCAAGGCUCGGGAGUUGUACCUGCAGGUCAUUCAAUACAUGAGAAGAAUGUAUCAGGAUGCCAGACUCGUCCAUGCAGAUCUCAGUGAAUUUAACAUGCUGUACCACGCUGGAGGCGUGUAUAUCAUUGACGUUUCUCAGUCUGUGGAGCACGACCACCCACAUGCCUUGGAGUUCUUGAGAAAGGAUUGCACCAACGUCAAUGAUUUCUUUCUGAAGCACAGUGUUGCCGUCAUGACUGUGCGGGAGCUCUUUGAAUUUGUCACAGAUCCAUCCAUUACACAUGAGAACAUGGAUGCUUAUCUCUCAAAGGCCAUGGAAAUAGCAUCUCAAAGGACCAAGGAGGAAAGGUCUAGCCAAGAUCAUGUGGAUGAAGAGGUUUUUAAGCGAGCAUAUAUUCCUAGAACCUUAAAUGAAGUAAAACAUUAUGAGAGGGAUAUGGACCUAAUUAUGAAAUUGAAGGAAGAGGACAUGGCCGUGAAUGCCCAACAAGAUAAUAUUCUAUACCAAACUGUCACUGGAUUGAAGAAAGAUUUGUCAGGAGUUCAGAAGGUCCCUGCACUCCUAGAAAAUCAAGUGGAGGAAAGGACUUGUUCUGAUUCAGAAGAUACUGGAAGCUCUGAGUGCUCUGACACAGACUCUGAAGAGCAGGGAGACCAUGCCCGCCCCAAGAAACACACCACGGGCCCUGACGUUGAUAAAAAAGAAAGAAAAAAGAUGGUCAAGGAAGCCCAGAGAGAGAAAAGAAAAAACAAAAUUCCUAAACAUGUGAAAAAAAGAAAGGAGAAGACAGCCAAGACGAAAAAAGGCAAAUAGAACGAGAACCAUAUUAUGUACAGUCAUUGUCAUCAGUUACUUUUCUCGCCUGAACUCUAAGCUGCGUCUGGAAGAUGGCUUAUUGAUUUUAACCAAAUUGUCAUCAUGUCUGUCUGUGAAGACGGAUUCAGUGUUUUCAUGUAAUUAUGUAAAAAACUCUAAGCUCUAGAGUCUAGAUCCAGUCCCUGACUCUGGUGUUGACAGAGGAUUUAUUUAAGCUAUUAUUUUAAUAAAGAACUUUGUACAUUUUUAUUUUUA
This is a messenger RNA of Macaca mulatta (Rhesus monkey), 2180 nucleotides long. RefSeq names its product RIO kinase 1 (gene RIOK1). NCBI's taxonomy places the organism in Eukaryota, Metazoa, Chordata, Mammalia, Primates, Cercopithecidae. Gene Ontology annotation, molecular function: ATP binding; protein serine/threonine kinase activity. The record is from RefSeq and is a predicted model, not a curated record.